Bolinopsis microptera is the source of this 2397-nucleotide messenger RNA. RefSeq lists its product as uncharacterized. The coding region runs from base 1 to 2397 and encodes 798 amino acids. NCBI's taxonomy places the organism in Eukaryota, Metazoa, Ctenophora, Tentaculata, Lobata, Bolinopsidae. The transcript has a single exon. The record is from RefSeq and is a predicted model, not a curated record.
AUGCCCAUGAAACCAGCUGCCCCGAGGCUCUCUAUGGGAGACGUGCCUCCGGGUUUCUUUGCGAGAAUGAGGCAGAUUCAGGAGGAGAUGAAAAAUGAGGGACCUGACGGAACUGCCGCUAAAAAGUUUGCGGAGGACAGACGAGCUAGGGAGAAGGCUGAUCGCGUCAGAAAUGCUAUGACAGAGGCAAGGAGGAAAGAUCUGGAAGGGUUGGAGAAUAAAAAAGCUGACCUUGAUGAACAAUUAGCUAAGUUGCAAGUGCAGAGUCGUUUAGAAAAAGAGAAGUCUAACAGGUCGAAAGCAGAAUGGGAUAAAACGAAAGCGGAGUUGGAUGCUGAAAAAGAUAGAUUGAAAUCAGAUAUAGCUCAACUGAACAAAGACAUUGCUAAACUGGAGCAGGAAAUCCAAGAUCUACAUUCUGUGAGAGAUAGAGCCACGUUAGAAUUCGAGAAUGAAAAGAGGGAUUUGCUUUUAAAUUUAGAUGAGCUCAGAUUGUCAAAGUCUAAUUUAGAAGGUUGUCUUAAAAAAUUAGAAGAAGAUGAAGAGGCUGAGCGAAAGAAAAGUGAGCGACUUACUAAAGAGCAGCAAGAUCUCAUCAAUAAUCUCAAUAAGCAAAUUGAAGAAAUUACUACUGCCAUUGCAGAUCUGAAACGCCAAGAAGAGGCUUUAAGACGGAAAAUCGCUGCAGACGAAGCAGAGCGAAAUGCUAAGAUGAAAGAUCUGGAGGAUCAAGCAAAGAUGAUGCAGUCCAGAUUAGACAUGUUAAAUGAUGAUGAGGAUUCUUUGAAUAAAACGAUAGAGGAUUUAAAGAGGAAGCUCGACGAACUAAGAAAAGUAUUUGAUGAUCAGAAGGAGAAAGACAGAUUGGCUAAAGAGGGCUUUGAAAAGCAAGAGAGUGAUCUGUUGGGCCGACUUGCUGAGCUUACAAAGUUAAAAGAGGAACAUGAAAAGUCACUUGCUCAUUGUCGGCAAGAACAUGAAGAUGCAGACAAGAACUUUGCCGAAGACGCUGAUAAUCGGGCAAAACGUAUUAAAGAACUCGAGGAUCAAAUUAAGGGAACGGAAGAUCGAAUAGAAGAUCUUAAGAAAGAUGAAGCUGAAGACAAGAGAGUACGAGCUGAGCAUGAUGAAAAAACAUGGGCAGAACUUGAAGAUUUGGCCAGGAAAAUUGCGCUAUUAAUGGCGAAAAUAUCGGAUUUAGAAGCGGAGGAACGAAAGCGUACCACCGAACUUGCAAAUGGGAAAAUAAUUUGGGAUAAGAAAAAGAAACAAGAUGAAGCCAACAUAGAUGAUAACAAGAACAACUUAGAGUCUCUACGCAAAAGGAAAGCUUUACUCGAAGGUAAAGUUGCUGACGUUAAGCAAGAAAUGUCCGAAACUAAAGCAGAUAAUGACUCGAAAAAUCAGAAGAGAACUUCAGAAAUGGAUGGAUUGAAGGAUGAAAUUGAUGAUCUGAAAAGAUCUAUUAAGGAUCUUGAGGAAGAGAUAAGGAACUUAAAAGCCUCUUUUGAAAAACUUCAGGAGGAUCAAAGAUUAAGAAUCGAACAGGAUGAAAAGAUGAUUGCAGAUCUAGAAAAGACCAAAGAUAACUGCAAUGGCAAAGAAGAGGAAUUGAAAAGAUUAAAGAAAGAGCUUGAAGAAAAGAUCAGAGCCCUCAAAGUGAAGCAUGAGGAAGAGUCGGCUGAGAGACAAAAGAGAAUAAACGAGCUUUGUGAAGAUAAUAAAUCCCUAAAGUCUUCCAUUCGUGAUCUAGAGAAUGAAAUUGAACGGUUAGAAAAACUGUUGGCGGAACUUCAAGAAGAAUACGAUAAUCUGUUGAAGAAACAAAACCGAGCUAUUAAAGACGGUGAGCGAACAAAGAAAGAGCUUGAACAGCAAGAAGCUGAAAACAAGAACCUUCUUGAUGAUCUCAACAGACAGACACGUAAAAUUAAAGAUUUGGUCGAUCAGAUCAAUAGUGAGAUUGAGAAACUCCGUCUGAAAGCUGACGUUGAGGAACAAACAAAGUUGAUGAAUGAAGAAGAGAUUGCUAGAUUAAGAGCGGAGCUAGAGGGGGCAAAGCGAAGAGAAAAGGAAGAGCAGGACAAGCUCAACGACCUUUUGCAACAAAACAGUGACAUGGAGAAACGUCUGACUGAUCUAGAGGAAGAACAUGAGAAAUUAAAGGCAGAUUUAGAAAGGGAACGGAAACUUGCUGAGAAAAGAAAACAGGACUUAGAAGACAGAAAAUUAAGAGCUCAAGGGAUCCACAAAGAAAGAGCAGAUAGGAUCAAUCGGUUGGCCGAUGACAUAAAGUGGAAGAGAGAUGAGAAGGAAAGGCUCCGACUGGAACGGGAGAGUAAGUUUAUUACUUGUCAUCGUACCGACUCAUCAUAUCGCUGUACCACCAAACAUUAG